AUGAGGAACACCAAGAGGAUAGCCGACAACCUGAAACUGAGAAAUCAAUACCAGGAGGCCUUGGGCAGACGCGCUGUGGAACGGCUGCCAGUUGAAAUCAACACAGCCGAAGAGUGCGAGAGAUACGUCGAGCGACUGGAGGAUAUUAUCACCGAGACGCUCGGUGAACUUGCUACCCUUCAUACACCGAACAGAAGAGAACUGCUUCCAGACAACAUUAAUGCUCUACUGGAUGCAAAAAGAGCAAUGAGAAAACUGAAGCCUCGUACGAUCUGGGCCGACUGA
Molecule: messenger RNA, 285 nt
Organism: Parnassius apollo (apollo)
Lineage: Eukaryota; Metazoa; Arthropoda; Insecta; Lepidoptera; Papilionidae
Source: the annotation of a GenBank genome assembly